This is a messenger RNA of Cantharellus anzutake, 933 nucleotides long. RefSeq lists its product as uncharacterized. Lineage: Eukaryota; Fungi; Basidiomycota; Agaricomycetes; Cantharellales; Hydnaceae. The transcript is spliced from 6 exons. The record is from RefSeq and is a predicted model, not a curated record. Bases 1 to 933 code for a protein of 310 amino acids.
AUGACCCUGUGGCCGUGCUCGACUGGGUACCUCGGGCGGGACAUCGUUCCUGUUUUCGCCAAGGCUGCCAAUGAGGGUCAAUUCGCCUCGUUCAAGGUCCUGACCAGCUCGACCCCAAAGGACGAACUCAAGUCUAUUGCGUCGAAUAAAGUGGCCAUAGUGCAAGUUGAUUAUGCUAAUCCUGCAUCGUUGGAGAGCGCGUUGGAAGGCGUGGAUGUGUUGGUAAGCACUUUGGGGAUGGGAACGUGGACGAAGGUUGCUCAGGACAACUUACUUCAAGCCGCCCUCGCGUCAAAAGUAAAGGUGUACUUUCCAUCAGAGUGGGGCGUCGACUUGGACAUCAGUCCAUACCCCUUCCCAGCCCUCAAUGUUAAGACCAAACAUGUUGAAGAAGCUAGACAGGCUGGGCUUAAAACGGUUGUCUUCGUCGUCGGGUUGUUUUCCGAGUUAAUUCUUGCGCCUAUCUUUGGGUGCUGGACUGCGCCGAACGCAGUGAAUAUUCCUGAUUCCGGCAAGCGUAAGGGCGUCUUCACAUGCAAAAAGCACAUUGUGCAGUAUACACUUCGAGCCGUCAUCCUCGCUUCUCAGGACCCAGCGAAGUUCCCAGAUAAGGUUCGCGUUUGGGACGAUAAUAGACCCUGGGAUGAAUACGUCGCAGAGCUCGAACAAGUCUUAGGAAGAGAACUCGUCAAGAAUGUCAUCCCCAAGGAACAACUCGUGCAAGAUUUCGCCACAGAGCCUUCCUUCACCGGCCUUGGAAGGUUACUCACUGCCGAUGGCCUAACCGAUUAUUCGGACAACCAUAACGAAUUGUUGAACCCAGGCGAGAAGUUUUUCAAACGGCAGACUGUUGGGGAGACUUUGAAGGAGAUUAAGUCGCGAUCUCCAGGAAGCCACGUUGCGAGUCGCAUCAGUAACAUUCCUUUUGAUUGA